This is a messenger RNA of Melampsora larici-populina 98AG31, 1316 nucleotides long. RefSeq lists its product as uncharacterized. Gene Ontology annotation, biological process: fungal-type cell wall organization. Bases 117 to 926 code for a protein of 269 amino acids. The record is from RefSeq and is a predicted model, not a curated record. The transcript has 4 exons. Lineage: Eukaryota; Fungi; Basidiomycota; Pucciniomycetes; Pucciniales; Melampsoraceae. Gene Ontology annotation, cellular component: cell cortex of cell tip; plasma membrane.
CAGUUUCACUCCUCAUCUAAUCCGAGCUGCUCAACACUUCAUUUACGACAACACUAUUCUUUAACGAUCAUAGAUAGACACUCCACUUCAACCUCAACCACCUGAUCGUCUGCAACAUGUUCGGAGCUUGUGCUUCUCUCGGUACCAUGCUUACCCUCGCAGCUGGUAUCUUAUAUAUCUUUUUCUCAAUCGGAAAUUUCACAAUACAUCAACUGGUUCCAAAGCACAUUCGGAUUGUCCAAAUUUCUACUUUUGGUCUUGGAGCAGCUCUCUCAGGUCAACUUAGCGGAUCAGCUCAGCAAGGCUUUACAAAUUCAAGUUUGUAUGGAAACCCAGAUCAAGAACUCAAUCAACGCAAUCCCGGUGAUGGUCUUCGUACCUAUUAUACGUGGGGAUUAUGGAAUUAUUGCGCGGGGUACAAUGGGCCAUCGAAUCUACAAUACUGUACGAGUACGAAAUGGGCUCACCGAUUUCAGCCUACAGCUGCCCUCGUGGCAGAUGCUCCUACAGCAUAUCAAUCAGCUUUAAACAAUCUACUCUCAGACCAAUUUGAGCGAAUCAAAUCCGAUCGAUAUCUAGGAGUUUGGAGUCGAAUUGCGUUUUAUUUCCUUUUUGUCUCGGUUGCAUUACUUGGAAUUAUGAUCUUAGCAGGUGGAGGUAGUUCAGCAGGUAGAGGUGCGAGUUGUGCAGCUAUUGCACUUAACUUGUUGGUUUUUGGUACUGCUGUGAUUGGUACUAUGAUUUGGACGAUUAUGGUUUCAAUCUUGAAACAUAGAUUGAAUAAACAAACUAUCUCUAAUGGAAUCCCAUUAGGAAUUGUAGCUGAAUAUGGCAAUGCGAUUUGGAUUUUAUGGGCUAUUGAUGGUAUACUUUUGAUUUCAUUUAUACCCUAUAUCUUCGCUUGUAUUGCUGGUCGUCGAAAAUGAUGAUAAGUACGAAUAUUGGAAAAAGUCACCAUGAACAAAUAAAGAGGUGUUCAUAUCUUUCAAUCAUCUCAUUUUCUUCACAGUUCACAUCCAAGAAACCUUUCUUUACUCUUCCACAUAAUUCUUUUCCGGUUUUUUAUACUUUGAUUUAAAUCAUCUAAAGAAAGUACACUUAUUUUUCACAUAUAUAUGUACAUAUGGUUUUCAAUCUUUUUUUUCCUUUUUCUUUUGUAGUAAAUUUCUUGAGAUUCAUUCAGAGAGGUAUAUACAUUAGUCUUAACAGUUUACGAUUUCGAGUUUUUUUAUUGGUUUUUUUGUUUUUUAACUUUUCGAUAUGAACUUUAUAAAUAUGAUGAGUCAUUGAAAUAAUGUCUGCAGUCAUGUUAUUGG